AUGUUCAGAAACGCUCUUAAGCAGUCCAGCAGGACGGUGGGCGCAAUUUCUGCUUCCGGUAGAAUUGCACGAUCAGUUCGAAGCUACGCAUCUGAUGCUAAGGCAUCCCCCACCGAAGUCUCUUCUAUUCUUGAGCAAAGAAUUAGAGGUGUUCAAGAGGAGUCCGGUCUCGCCGAGACUGGACGUGUUUUGUCCGUUGGUGAUGGUAUCGCUCGUGUGCAUGGUAUGAGCAAUGUCCAAGCCGAGGAACUUGUCGAGUUCGCAUCCGGUGUCAAGGGCAUGUGCAUGAACUUGGAAGCUGGCCAAGUCGGUGUUGUGCUUUUCGGUUCUGAUCGUUUGGUCAAGGAGGGCGAGACCGUCAAGCGUACCGGAGAGAUUGUCGAUGUUCCCGUCGGAAUGGAGAUGCUCGGCCGUGUCAUUGAUGCUCUCGGAAACCCAAUCGAUGGCAAGGGACCUAUCAAGACUACCGAGAAGCGCCGUGCGCAACUCAAGGCUCCUGGUAUUCUCCCACGUCAAUCCGUCAACCAGCCAGUCCAAACCGGUCUUAAGUCCGUCGACGCAAUGGUACCCAUUGGACGUGGUCAACGUGAGUUGAUCAUUGGUGAUCGUCAAACUGGAAAGACUGCUGUUGCUCUCGAUGCCAUGCUUAACCAAAAGCGUUGGAACGAUGGAAACGAUGAGACCAAGAAGCUCUACUGUGUCUAUGUCGCCGUCGGACAAAAGAGAUCCACCGUUGCCCAAUUGGUCAAGACCCUCGAGGAGAACGACGCCAUGAAGUACUCCAUUGUUGUUGCAGCUACUGCUUCUGAGGCCGCUCCUCUUCAAUACAUCGCUCCUUUCACCGGUACAUCGAUUGGUGAAUACUUCAGAGAUAAUGGCAAGCAUGCUCUCAUCAUUUUCGACGAUCUUUCCAAGCAAGCUGUUGCAUAUCGUCAGAUGUCUCUUCUUCUUCGAAGACCUCCAGGACGUGAAGCCUACCCAGGCGACGUUUUCUAUUUACAUUCCCGUCUACUCGAGCGUGCCGCUAAGAUGAACGACAAACUUGGUGGUGGAUCCUUGACUGCUCUACCCAUCAUUGAAACUCAAGGUGGUGAUGUAUCAGCUUAUAUCCCAACUAACGUUAUUUCUAUCACUGAUGGACAAAUUUUCUUGGAGGCCGAACUUUUCUACAAGGGUAUUCGUCCAGCCAUCAAUGUCGGUCUUUCUGUGUCCCGUGUCGGAUCUGCUGCCCAACUUAAGGCAAUGAAGCAAGUCGCUGGUUCCUUGAAGCUUUUCUUGGCUCAAUACCGUGAAGUUGCUGCAUUCGCACAAUUCGGUUCCGAUUUGGAUGCUGCUACCAAGCAAACUCUUAACCGUGGUGAAAGAUUGACUGAGCUCCUCAAGCAAAAGCAAUACUCUCCUAUGGCCGUUAACGAAAUGGUUCCUCUUAUCUACGCUGGUGUCAAUGGUCAUCUUGACUCCGUCCCAGUCAACAAGAUUCUCCAAUGGGAGGCUGACUUCAUCUCACAUCUUAAGACCAACGAGUCAGACUUGUUGGCAACAAUUGAUAAGGAGGGUGCUCUCAGCAAGGACCUUGAGGCUAAGUUGAAGGACGUUGUCACCUCUUUCACCAAGAGCUUCGUCUAA
Molecule: messenger RNA, 1626 nt
Organism: Botrytis sinoallii
Lineage: Eukaryota; Fungi; Ascomycota; Leotiomycetes; Helotiales; Sclerotiniaceae
Exons: 7
Coding region: 1-1626 (541 amino acids)
Biological process (GO): proton motive force-driven ATP synthesis; proton transmembrane transport
Molecular function (GO): ATP binding; ADP binding; proton-transporting ATP synthase activity, rotational mechanism
Source: RefSeq, a predicted model, not a curated record